AUGUCUGUCAAGAACUACCCAAAAGACGCCCGCUGGAUCAAGAUUACUGUUUGGUUGGCGUUUGCAAUGGAAACGGUCAUCGCUGUACUGACAGCUAUUGCUACCUGGAAUACAUUUGGUGUGGGCUGGGGAAAGGUCGAAGCGUUGCGUAUCAUCGACAAAUCUUGGUCCCCGUUGCCAAUAUUCAACUCACUUACUGCGAUGAUAGCGCAGACCUUCUUUGCAUGGAGGAUCUGGAAGCUCACUCAUAAGAUUUGGAUAUCAACUGGUAUCACAAUACUCGCAACAGCUGGAAGCGCGUUCGCAUGGUAUUACAAUAUCAGGAUCGACUUGAUGGGACGGCACGUAGAAGCAGUUUCUUCAGUCAGCGCCUUCAUUUCCGCCUGGCUCGCCUGUAACGUCUUGUGCGAUGUGUCCAUCACAGGGGUAAUCGUUUUCACGCUAUACAAAGCUCACACGGCUGCUGCUGUGUCCAAUACGGCCGCAACCCUAAUGAAUAUUCUCAAAUUCACCGUUGAGACAGGUCUCAUCACCGCCGUUUGGUCAGUGAUUGAGCUUUCGCUAUGGCUGUCCAUGCCAGGCAACAGCUUCCACUGGAUUUUCUUCUUGGCUCGUGGGCGGAUAUACAAUAACUGGCUCCUCGCUACCCUCAAUUCGCGUAUCUACGUGUCAAAUCUAUCAUCGUUAACUUAUGUUAGCAUGAACUUCGACCAGCAGUCAGCGAUGUGGGCGGACAUGCCUACCAAUGUUGAUGCUCCGGGCAGUAGGGCCCAUCGCUUUGGUAGAGUCCAUAUAACAACAACAACGGAAGCUCACAUAGACCAGGAGAUGGUUGUUAUCUCAUCAGAUUCCCCACCACAAACUAAGGCCCAUCUCAGCGAGGCAUAA
Pleurotus ostreatus (oyster mushroom) is the source of this 888-nucleotide messenger RNA. RefSeq lists its product as uncharacterized. The record is from RefSeq and is a predicted model, not a curated record. The transcript has 10 exons. NCBI's taxonomy places the organism in Eukaryota, Fungi, Basidiomycota, Agaricomycetes, Agaricales, Pleurotaceae. Bases 1 to 888 code for a protein of 295 amino acids.